Molecule: messenger RNA, 820 nt
Organism: Cyprinodon variegatus (sheepshead minnow)
Lineage: Eukaryota; Metazoa; Chordata; Actinopteri; Cyprinodontiformes; Cyprinodontidae
Product: CDGSH iron sulfur domain 1
Exons: 3
Coding region: 10-342 (110 amino acids)
Biological process (GO): regulation of autophagy
Cellular component (GO): intracellular membrane-bounded organelle; mitochondrial outer membrane
Molecular function (GO): 2 iron, 2 sulfur cluster binding
Source: RefSeq, a predicted model, not a curated record
GUGUGUCCGAUGGCAGUGGUCCACAACUCCGGUUUCAGGUUAACCAAAGAACAUUUCUUGGUUGCUGUGCCGGUGGCAGUUGUUUCGGCGGCUGCUGGUUUUCUGGUCAGCCGUUACCUGAGCGGCCGCAGCUGCAAGAAGAGCCAAGUGAACACGAUUGUCAGCAAAGACAGCCCCAAAGUGGUGCACAGCUUUGACAUGGAGGAUAUCGGCGCCAAGGCUGUGUACUGCCGCUGCUGGAAAUCUAAAAAGUUCCCGUACUGCGACGGCGCCCACGCCAAGCAUAACGAGGAAACCGGAGACAACGUGGGGCCCCUCAUCAUCAAAAAGAAAGACGCAUAGGGCAGCGCCGCAGAAGAAGCCGUCCCUCCCUGACUGCUCACGCUCUCUAACCCCCUCUCAGAUCAUUCAGUAUUGUCGAGGUGUCUUCCAGAGAUUUUUUUUUUCCUAAUUCCUGUGGUUCCCGCACUGAUUUCUAACCAUCAUCUCUGGGCAGAUCAGGGACUGUGACAAUCAUUGCAGUUGUGUGCCCGUCCUCAGUGGCUCCCUGCGGAGCAGGUGGUUGAAAUAUGAAACCAUUGCUUCAAUAUUUAUGUUAAUUUCAGCCAAGGCCUUAUCUUUAUAUGAUGAUCACAGCAACCCAUAUGAAUGUUAAAUGAAAUAUUCCAUUUGUUUUGCUGCUUCAUUGUAAUGUUUGUCUUAAAUGAUAAUACAAAAAAAAAAAGACUGUUGGAACUUUAUGAUCAAAACCCCUGAAUAUUAAACCUUUUUAAAAGGAUCUAUUUUUGCGUCUUCAUCAGAUUGAUCUGCUGUGUUGUUA